CCCGUUCAAACGUCAAGGUUACUUUUAUCCAGUUUCUAACUUUGACUCUUGUUACGAAUAUCUCGGCUUGAAAAAAUCAAUUUGGAAAAUAAACGAAUCCGAGUUAGGAAUAUGUGUCGCGUUUCACUCCUGUACGUGUUAAUUAAAUUGUGCUAACCCUUAAUAAAGGGGGUGAAAAACGGUGUGUGCUUUGUUCGCUGGUUUUUGUUUAAAAACUUUAUGAAGAAACGUCUGUAUAAGUUAUUUAUUCGUGUGCCAUUGUUAGUUGUUUGUGUGUGACUGCUUUUGUUAAAUUUUCACGCCGAAAAGAAAAUUGUUAUCAUUGCAUGAGAAGCCAGUGGUGAUGGCAUAGUCGCCACGGGCGAGGGUUGUAGAUAGCAUGGCCAGAGUGCGGGUGGUCAGAUGGACUUGGAUUGUGUUGGCUGGACUGUGCGCUCUGGCCAUAUGCGAGGUGCAGCAGCAGUGUCCAGCGCGUUCGGAGAUCUCACCAUGCUCGUGUACGUUAAAGAAAAACGGAUUAGACAUCCUCUGCGAGUUCACCGACCAGCAACACAUAACUAGUGCCAUGGAUAAGUUAAAAGGAAGAGAAUUUGUAAUAUUCUAUUUGAAGCUUCGACACAACAACUUGCGCAAGUUGACCGGUUACAUAUUCCUCGGUUUGGAUAUCCAUCACUUGACUAUCCACAAUAGCAGUUUAUCAACUAUGGAAGAGAUGUCUUUGAGUUCGAUUGGCAAAAUGCUGACCCAACUCGAUGUGUCCCAAAAUAGCCUAACGGCCGUUCCAUCUUCGGCCUUUGCGAGCCUGCACCAGCUCCUUAUCUUGAACAUGAACCACAACAAAAUCAGUGUCGUGCAUUCAAAGGCUUUUCAGGGACUAGACACUCUCGAAAUACUCACUCUGUAUGAAAACAAGAUCACCACCAUCGAAGACGGAGCUUUCGUCGGACUAGAAAAGAAGUUAAAAAGGUUGAAUUUGGGUGGCAACAGCUUAACGGAAGUUCCGCAAAAAGCCCUCUCAAUUCUCGACACGCUGAAAAAGCUGGAGAUGCAAGAAAAUCGCCUGACGGAAAUUAAAGAAGGCGAUUUUGAAGGUCUGAAAAAUCUUGAUUCGUUAGGAUUGGCCCACAAUAAGCUUAGGCAAGUUCCAUCGAGAGUUUUCUCGCAUCUCACAGUUUUGAAUUCUUUGGAACUUGAUGGGAACAAUAUUGACACGAUCGAUCCUGAAGCUUUUGCCGGACUUGAAGAAAAUCUUCAAUAUUUGCGAUUAGGAGACAACAACAUUCACACUAUUCCCACUGAAGCCCUAAAACGUCUCCACAGGCUCCGUCAUUUGGACCUCCGAUCAAACAAUAUCAGUUAUAUUGCAGAAGAUGCCUUUAUUGGCUUCGGAGAUUCGAUCACCUUUCUUAAUCUACAAAAAAAUUUCAUUCGCACCUUGACAGGACUAACUUUCGAGAACCUCAACUCUCUUGAAACCUUAAACUUGCAAAACAACAAACUAAUGCACAUCGGGGAGGACGUGAUGGAGCCCAUUUUGGACACUUUGCGCGUGGUCGAUAUUAUGGAUAAUCCCUUACUGUGCAACUGUGAGCUUCAAUGGUACAAGAACUGGCUAAGGAGUUUGAAGGAUAAAGACGAUGAAAUGAUGCAGAAGAAGCGAACCGUGUGCAUGAUGCAACAAGAACACCGGGAGUAUAACUUGCAAAAUUUGCCUUUGGGAAAAAUGAAUUGCGUUAUAAAGUCGUAUGAUAAUUCGCCGAGCGGUUCUAACCGGAUCGGUUACGGUGUUGCGUCGAUGGUCAUGAGCUUGUGGGCUUGUUUAGUGAGAUUCGUUUAAUAUUAAUUAUACUUAGCAAUGUGUUUUAUUUGUAAUUAUGCAAGUUAGCGUUAGCUAGAAUUUUAACGUGGAUAUUUUAUAUGUAAAAUUAGAGUUUAACCUGUUUUGCAUCAAUCAAUAUGAAAUUAGAGCAUGUACGUUGCUUUACUGAUAGACGAGCGUAUUUAAGCUUCUUGUUAUCAAUUUCUUAUAGAUUUGUGGAGCCGGUCGGAGACACUUCGAUUUUCAUUGAAGUUGCUUUAUGAACAUCAUGAGUGAUUGUGUCUCUUUCUCGAUGAAGUCCGGGGUGUCUUUAGGCGGAUUCAGCACUUAUCCAUACAUAUCAGAACGUUCCUUUUGAAGGAAUAGGACUGAGUCUGAAUUUUACAUCCACCACUAACUCAAUUGUCCCAAUUAACUAUGUGUCUUUUCUCUCUCUAUCUCUUGAUGUUUGCGUGAUGUCUAGCUGUAAGUACCACCGUUUUAUUCAGUUUAAAACUCUUGGUUGAACGCACACUAACACAAAUAUCUCAGUUUUUGAUUGGGACGAAAAUGGCCUACAAACAUAUCAAGGUGGAGUAGAUCUAUCAUAUCAAAGGUGCCGCAUUAAUUGUAUAAAGAAACUUAUUUUUUAACGUGUUUUCAUGUACGCUGUAGCAUUUUGUGAGACAGGGGAACCUCGUGCGAGGUUUUUUCAAAAUGUGAUCGUCAUGAAAGAAACUUUUAUAAGAUAAGUGGGAGCCAAAAUUGCAUGAUAGUUCGUAAUUAUAAGAGAUAUUUUAAUCUAAAACUUGUGAGCUUGAUUAUCCAUAUCAUUAUUGUUAGAAAGUAAAGUAAGAGAAUAUAUUAGUGUAUAGCUAGACUAGUUGAACAUUUGUCAAUGCACUCAUCAGUGUGUUCAGCAAAAAAAGGGAGAAAUUUCGGAACCGCGAUCAAAAUCUCUGCUAUUACGUACCUACUAGCAACUUAGAACCACACCUCCACCCCGAAUAAGGAAAGUUUUGGAACAUAUCAUAGUACUGUCUGCGAUAUUUUGUAAAAUUUGUAGCAGUCGUAACAAAUCGCGAUCGUGCAGUUGAUAAAUGGCAAAUAUUUUUGUGGCAAUGUUUUGUGAGCGCUGCUGAGGCGUUUCCAGACCAUUUCGAGACAUAUCCGGUCGAGGUGUUGCAAAACUUCGCGUUCCUAUGUAAGCUCAAAACAAACAUGCAAUAUUUUUCUAAAAAAAUUUCUAGUGUCAGGUCGUUAUCGCAUAGAAACGCGAAGAGCAGACCCGGCCCCACCAUUUUUUACAAUUUUACCGUAUUCAUGUGUAAUAUCGUAUUAAGCACUGUAAUGGAGUACUUGUCUAUUCAUCAUUGAACAUGGCUGUUGUGUUUUGUGUCAUAAUAUAUUCAAAUGAUUAUAUUAAAUGUUUCCAAAAUGUAAUAUUCUAUGUAUAUGUGAAAGUCAAUAAACAAGUUUAUGCUAACGAA
Tribolium castaneum (red flour beetle) is the source of this 3288-nucleotide messenger RNA. RefSeq lists its product as uncharacterized. The record is from RefSeq and is a predicted model, not a curated record. The transcript has 8 exons. Gene Ontology annotation, molecular function: protein binding. Lineage: Eukaryota; Metazoa; Arthropoda; Insecta; Coleoptera; Tenebrionidae. Gene Ontology annotation, cellular component: extracellular matrix. Bases 380 to 1837 code for a protein of 485 amino acids.